Rhea pennata is the source of this 8630-nucleotide messenger RNA. RefSeq names its product kinesin family member 13B (gene KIF13B). Gene Ontology annotation, molecular function: microtubule binding; microtubule motor activity; ATP binding. The transcript is spliced from 40 exons. Gene Ontology annotation, biological process: microtubule-based movement. The record is from RefSeq and is a predicted model, not a curated record. The coding region runs from base 24 to 5870 and encodes 1948 amino acids. NCBI's taxonomy places the organism in Eukaryota, Metazoa, Chordata, Aves, Rheiformes, Rheidae.
GGGACGAGCGAGAGAGCGGCGCGAUGGGGGACUCCAAAGUGAAGGUGGCGGUGCGCGUCCGCCCCAUGAACAGGCGAGAGCUCGAUCUGCAUACAAAAUGUGUGGUGGAUGUGGAUGCAAACAAGGUUAUUCUUCAUCCUGUAAACACCAACCUUUCAAAAGGAGAUGCCAGGACCCAACCAAAGGUGUUUGCAUAUGAUCACUGCUUUUGGUCUAUGGAUGAAUCUGUCAAAGAAAAAUUUGCAGGUCAAGAUGUUGUUUUCAAGUGCCUUGGAGAGAAUAUUCUUCAGAAUGCCUUUGAAGGCUAUAACGCUUGCAUCUUUGCCUAUGGGCAAACAGGAUCUGGAAAAUCUUACACAAUGAUGGGUACUGCUGACCAGCCUGGAUUAAUCCCUAGACUUUGCAGUGGACUUUUUGAAAGAGCACAGAAAGAGGAAAAUGAAGAGCAGAGUUUCAAAGUGGAAGUGUCCUACAUGGAGAUAUACAAUGAGAAAGUCAGAGAUCUUCUUGACCCAAAAGGAAGCCGUCAGUCAUUAAAAGUUAGAGAACACAGUGUUUAUGGUCCUUAUGUAGAUGGCCUAUCCAAACUAGCUGUUGCUAGCUACAAGGACAUAGAGUCCUUGAUGUCUGAGGGCAACAAAUCUCGAACAGUGGCUGCAACCAACAUGAAUGAGGAAAGCAGUCGGUCACAUGCAGUCUUCAAGAUUAUCCUCACCCACACACUUUAUGACGUACACUCAGGGACCUCAGGUGAGAAGGUGGGCAAGUUGAGUCUGGUUGACUUAGCAGGCAGUGAAAGGGCAACUAAGACUGGUGCUGCCGGAGACAGGCUGAAAGAAGGAAGUAACAUUAACAAAUCCCUUACAACUCUUGGUCUGGUUAUUUCUGCCUUGGCAGAUCAGGCUGCUGGCAAGAACAAGAACAAAUUUGUUCCUUACCGUGAUUCUGUCCUCACUUGGUUACUUAAAGAUAGCCUUGGUGGUAACAGCAAGACUGCCAUGGUAGCAACAGUAAGCCCAGCGGCAGACAACUAUGAUGAGACCCUUUCAACACUGAGGUACGCAGAUCGGGCCAAGAACAUUGUUAACCAUGCUGUGGUGAACGAAGACCCUAAUGCUCGCAUUAUUCGGGAACUCCGAGAGGAAGUGGUGAAGCUCCGAGAACAGCUCACGAAAGCAGAGGCUAUGAAAUCUCCAGAGCUAAAAGAACGUUUGGAGGAAUCGGAAAAGUUGAUUCAGGAAAUGACUGUGACCUGGGAAGAGAAAUUAAGAAAAACUGAGGAGAUAGCACAGGAGCGUCAGAAACAGCUGGAAAGCCUUGGCAUUUCCCUUCAGUCUUCUGGAAUAAAAGUUGGGGAUAAUAAGUGCUUCCUGGUUAAUUUAAAUGCAGAUCCAGCUCUCAAUGAACUUCUGGUGUACUAUUUAAAGGAGCACACAUUAAUAGGAUCAGACAACUCCCAAGAUAUCCAACUAUGUGGAAUGGGAAUUCUUCCUGAGCAUUGUAUUAUAGACAUCACUCCAGAAGGACAGGUGAUGUUAACACCUCAGAAAAAUACUAGGACAUUUGUAAAUGGUUCUGCUGUUAUGGGUCCUGUCCAGCUACAUCAUGGAGACAGAAUACUAUGGGGAAACAACCACUUCUUCAGGCUGAACUUGCCAAAGAAGAAAAAGAAGGCAGAACAUGAAGAUGAAGAGAGAGAUAAUUCUAUGAAGUGCAGUAACAGUGUUGAACAGCUGGACAUAGAUGGAGACAAUUCCAGUGAAGUGUCUAGUGAAAUUAACUUCAGCUAUGAAUAUGCCCAGAUGGAGGUCACUAUGAAAGCACUUGGUAGUAAUGAUCCAAUGCAGUCUAUCUUGCAAAGCCUGGAGCAGCAACAUGAAGAGGAGAAGAGAUCUGCACUUGAACGACAGAGGCUGAUGUAUGAACAUGAACUGGAGCAACUGCGAAGACGACUGUCACCGGAGAAACAGCAUUUCCGCAGCAUGGACAGGUUCUCCUUCCAUUCUCCCAGUGCUCAGCAGCGCUUGCGCCAGUGGGCAGAAGAGAGAGAGGAAAUGUUGACCCACAGUCUGAGGAAGUUGCGAGAGCAGAUUGUUAAAGCCAAUUUGUAUGUGAGAGAAGCCAAUUUCAUUGGAGAGGAAUUAGACAAGAGGACAGAGUAUAAAGUCACACUCCAGAUCCCAGCUUCAAGCCUUAAUGCUAACAGUAAGAGAGGUGCAAUUCUCAGUGAACCUGCUAUUCAAGUGAGAAGGAAGGGGAAAGGCAAACAGAUUUGGUCACUAGAAAAACUGGAAAAUCGACUGGUAGAUAUGAGGGAUCUCUACCAAGAGUGGAAAGACUGUGAGGAAGACAACCCAGUGAUGAGAGCAUACUUCAGGCGAGCUGAUCCAUUCUACGAUGAACAGGAAAACCACAGCCUUAUCGGAGUAGCCAAUGUUUUUCUUGAGUGCCUCUUUUAUGAUGUGAAGCUACAGUAUGCUGUUCCAAUCAUCAAUCAGAAGGGAGAGGUAUCUGGUCGUCUGCAUGUUGAAGUUGUUCGAGUGAGUGGAGAGAUAGAAGACAGGCUGGUAGGAGGUGAGGAUAGUCCAGACUGUUCACAUGAAAAUGAUACUCAGGAGAGAAAACUCGUCUGCAUGAUUAAAAUACUUCAAGCCACAGGCUUACCACAGCACCUCUCCAACUUCGUGUUCUGCAAAUAUACGUUCUGGGAUCAGCUGGAGCCAGUUACUGUUGCACCUGAGGUGGAUCCAUCCUUAUCUCCUAACAGCAAGGAGCCACGGUGCAUGGUUGUCUUCGAUCACUGCAGUGAAUUUUCUGCAAAUAUUUCCGAAGACUUCAUGGAGCAUCUUUAUGAUGGCGCUUUGGCAAUUGAAGUUUAUGGGCACAAGCAGAGUGGUGAUCGCAAAAAUCCAGCCCUGUGGGAUUUGGGAAUAAUUCAAGCCAAAACACGAAGUCUUCGUGACAGGUGGAGUGAAGUAACCCGGAAAGUGGAGCUCUGGGUUCAAAUUCUAGAGCUGAAUGAGAACGGGGAAUACUGCCCAGUUGAGGUGACUCCUGCCAAGGACGUAAGCACUGGAGGCAUCUUUCAGCUCAGACAGGGGCAGUCUCGACGAGUUCAAGUUGAAGUGAGAUCUGUACAGGAGUCCGGGACCUUGCCACUAAUGGAGGAAUCCAUAUUAUCCAUUGGAAUUGGGUGUGUUCAAAUAAAGCAUGUUAAGCCACAAAAAAUACAUGAAAAUUAUCAGGAAGAAGAGGAUGACAUGGACAGUUAUCAGGACAGGGAUUUGGAGAGGCUGCGUCGGAAAUGGCUGUGCGCCUUAACAAAGCGCCAGGAAUAUCUUGAUCAGCAAUUGCAAAAACUUGUUGGGAAAUCUGAUAAAACAGAAGACGAUGCAGAUCGGGAGGCACAGCUUUUAGAGAUGAGACUAACCCUUACUGAAGAAAGAAAUGCUGUAAUGGUUCCUUCUGCUGGCAGUGGGAUCCCUGGAGCUCCAGCAGAGUGGACUCCAGUACCUGGUAUGGAAACUCACAUUCCUGUUAUUUUCCUUGACUUGAAUGCUGAUGACUUCAGUUCCCAAGAUAAUCUCGACGACCCAGAAGCAGGUGGGUGGGAUGCUACUCUUGUUGCAGAAGAGGAGGAGGAAUUCUUUGAACUGCAGAUUGUAAAGCAUCAUGAUAGUGAGGUGAAAGCAGAAGCCUCAUGGGAUUCCACAGUCCAUGACUGUAUCCAGCUCAGUAAAGGAACAGCAGCAGAUGAAAGAGUUUACCUUAUUGUGAGAACCACUGUCCAGCUCAGCCAUCCUGCAGAAAUGCAAUUAGUGUUACGCAAGCGCAUCUGUGUUAAUGUUUAUGGCAGACAGGGUUUUGCACAGAGUUUUCUCAGAAGAAUGUCUCACCGAAGUUCAAUUCCUGGCUGUGGUGUCACCUUUGAGAUAGUCUCAAAUAUUCCAGAGGAUGCACAGGGAGCUGAAGAGCGGGAAGCCCUUGCCAGAAUGGCAGCAAAUGUUGAAGAUGCAGCUUCAGCUGAUUCUGAAGCCUAUAUUGAGAAAUAUCUACGGAGCGUACUGGCUGUGGAGAACAUUCUUACCUUGGAUCGUCUGCGCCAGGAAGUUGCUGUAAAGGAGCAGCUAAUGGGAAAAGGAAAACUCUACCGGAGGAGCCUGAGCUCUCCCAAUGUGAAUCGGCUUUCUGGAAGCCGCCAAGAUUUAGCUCCCCCCUAUAACCUGAGCAGUAACCGAGGUCGAUGGGAGAGCCAGCAAGAUGUAUCCCAAGGUGCCGCAAAGUCCAGGAGGGGCAUUAGUCCAUCUCGUACCUCUCUGCCAGGCUCUGUGCAGCAGAAUCACUCUCCUGAUCCAGCAGGUCUUGGUAGCCUUGCUGCUUCCUACCUGAAUCCUGUAAAAUCCUUUGUGCCUCAGAUGCCAAAGCUGCUGAAGUCUCUCUUUCCUGUUAGAGAUGAGAAGAAAGGCAGGCAGACCUUUCCUCUUGCACAGCAGCCUGUCCCAAGAAUUAUGGUUCAGUCUGCCAGUAUUGAUGUCAGUGCUACAAAGAUAAAACAGAUUAACCAAGAGGAAGCGGGUAAGCAGCCGUUUGAAAUUGCAGUGCAGACGUCAGAGGCAGAAAAGAGUCCAGAAAAGACACCCAAAGUGCCUUUGCAGCAGUCAACAGGAGAAGUCCAGGCACAGGACUCCCAGGAGGGGCCUCCGAGUCCUCUGAGCGAAGCCUCCAGUGGUUACUUUUCUCAUAGUGUUUCAACAGCCACCCUCUCUGAAGCACUUACAGCAGGAAGUGAUGCUGCCCUUCAGCCAGGAGCUCAAAUGCUUACUGUGAGUGACCUCCCAGCUCCCACUGUGGCUCAGGUCUCUUCUGAUGUGCCUGGGCCCUCUGACAGCUCUUCAGAGAGCUGUCUCACUGCUAAGAGAGAGAGUCUACCUGCCUCCAGCCUUCAAAGUGGUCACAUAAGACGUAAAGACAACACUGAAGUGAAUGGAAAUGAUGCUUUGAAAUCAAAAUAUUUUGUUUCUCCUGUGACUCAGAGUGAACAGGUAAAUGAUGCUUCUGUGGUCACUGAUGCAAAAACCUUUCUUUCUACCUCCACUCCGAAGAAGGAGUUGCUAUCUAAGCAGUCAGUGGAGUCAGCAGGACAAGCCAGUAGGAAGACAGAAACAGCCCUAGCCUCAGAACUGGGGGUUCCCAAACCACCGCUUCAUCCUGACCAGUUGUCCCAACCCAGCGUUGCAGCCUCCCCCUUCAAAAUCCAGAAAGUCAAGACAUCUGAGCUCAAGUCCUUUACAAGCAUGCUGGGGACAGAUCUUGCAUAUCCGCUAAGCACAGAAGAGCUGCAAGAAGGAGAAAAGAACGCACCGUCUGCGCGAGGUCUGAGCCAUAACGGAGCAGGGAUGGCAGACGAAAAACUGGAAGUGACUUCUGACUCUGAAGAUGCCAAUGAAAUUCCUGAGUGGCUGAAAGAGGGAGAAUAUGUCACAGUUGGCGCAAAUAAGACAGGCACCGUUAGAUAUAUUGGUCCCACAGACUUUCAAGAGGGAACAUGGGUCGGUGUCGAACUGGAUUUACCUUCAGGUAAGAACGAUGGCUCCAUUGGAGGGAAGCAGUAUUUCAGAUGCAACCCAGGCUACGGGCUGCUCGUGAAACCAGGCAGAGUUAAAAAAGCCACGGGAGCGGCGAGGCGGCGGAGCGCUGGGUUGAGGUUGCAAGGGGGAGCCGCCUCCGAGAACAGGAGGAGCGGCAACUUCUCCGGUUCGGCCUCCAACCUGGCUUCGCUGACAGCCCUGGCCAAGUCGGAAGGAGGAGCCGCGCUCCGGCUGGAGAAGGGCCAGAAGAACGCGGAGAACCGGAAAUCCUGGGCGAACUGAACGGAGACGGGCUGCCGCGGCCGGGUGGGCACUACUAUGCAACGCAGCCGGGAGAACCGAGUCUUUAGCUUUGCGAAGCGAAACCAACUGUGUAAACUUCUAGUUUGUGGCAAACACUAAUGAAGGGGUCUUGUUUUGUUUUUUGUUUUCCUACGCUUUGGGUGAUUGACGUGUUAAUUCUUUGCCUUGUCAUGGUGCUGGACCUACACCUUCAGUUUCCUGUUACAAACCGUGAUACUUCAGUGUAUGACUGACGUCGAACAACGUAAGCUCGUGGCGGCGGGCGGGUGUAAGCUGUGGCGUCCUCCGCUCUUCGGAGGCGGAAGAGGCGCGCCGGUAGUUGAGAUUCCUGCACGGCUUCGCUGUGGCGACUCGAUCCUGCCCGCGCACCACCGCUUCCCUCGGCGCGACGGGCAAGAGAGCCCCCGAAGCUACGGUUCUUCUCUGGUUUAGCAAGGGCUGCUCGUGCCCCUGGUGAGUAACACCCGGGGAAAGGGCGACGUGAUGGUUCCAGUUAGGUAGAGAGGGGAACAGAAAACUGUUAUUUUGUGUCCCCCCCCCCCCCCCCCCCCCCAAAAAAAAAAGACAAAAAAACUCCAAACCCCUUUAUUUUCAAAAGGAAUAACUUUUAUUGUGUGUCCUGGGACCAGUCCCUAGUUUGGUCGUUACUCCGUCAUCCCUCCCUCCCUCCCGCUGCGGAUCUGUUACGGAUGAGAGCAGGCGGCCCGCGAGCCGGGCUCCGGGGGGGAGGCGGGAGCCGCUCCGCAGCGCGUGAGCUCUUCGGCCUGCGCUCUCGCCCUUUUACCGCCCCAACCACGCGCUGUUUCGCGCCCCGAAGCGCUGCGGAAGCGGGUGCUCCGGUGGCUGGCGGCUCCGGGCGCGGGGCCCGUCGGUGCGGGGCCGGCGGACGCGGGGGCCGGCAGGGCGGCUCUCGCCACGGCGUUCGCCCUGCCUAUUUAUUCGUAAUUAUUUAUUGCUUUUCAACCCGAAACCUUUGCGCUUUACAAUCGCCCGCCGCCGGCCCGCUGCGCCCCGCAGGCCUCCCCGGAGCCGUUCUCUCGCCUGAAAGCGGCAGGUUUGGGCUGGCUUUUAUAAAACUUGAUCUUAUUUUUGGUAGCCCUGGCUAGUUUUUAAACUUCCUGUGGCACAAAUUAUAUAUAAACUCUGUGUGUGAAUAUACACAUGUGCACACGCAUAUAUAUAUAAAAAAUAUUUUUUUUUUUCUAACAAAUCAAGGCCACACUUUUAUAUUCUAAGCUGUUUAUAUCUUGUUUAGUAACCGCAGGGGGAUUGGACAGCUUGAGCAAUGGGUAUUUUAUCUACACAGGGACUAUUUAGGAUGCUAAAUUAAUGAUUAAACUUUAAUGUGCAUCUCGGCUCAGGCCGUGCUGCACGCGGGUAUUUAAGUGCCUUAGCCGCCCGGCUCGGAGGUCCUGGGCAGAGCGACGCUGUCAUCAGCGGAGACAGGGAUGCUUAGCGGAGGAGGUAAUUAUGCUGAUUUACCGUAAUUAAUACCAUUUAUGCAGGAGGAAUAAAAUUAAAAUAGAAACUAAUCUGUAGCUGAAAUAAGGGGACUGGGUUUCAGAGCAGCACGCGCGGCUGUGCGGCCCUCUCGGCCUCGCCUAACUAGUUUGUGCUUCCAAAAUGUUCUUAACGUAAAACAUACAGAUCGGCUUUGAAACACUUUUUAAUGUACAGGUGUGUGUCCUCUCCCAUCCCACAGCAAUCCCGCCCUUUCAGAGCGGGCUGGGAGAAACGCAGUAGCGAUCCCGAAGCUGAAAUCCCGGAGGGUUUAAGGGCGAGAAGCAGGUUUCGUAGGGGCGCCGCGUGCAGCAGGGCGCCGCCGCGUAGCCGGGUGCCGCCGCCGCUGCGGUGGGGCCGCCCCGUCAUGUCACCGUGGUGCCUCCUCUACUGCCUUGCUUCCUGCAAUUAUUUUUUAAUACUUUUUUUUUUUUUUAAUUGCACUUUGUUCCGAUGUGCUACAAAGCGUUAGCUGACGUGAAACAUCCUCCCAACCCUUUUUUUUCCCCCCUUAAGUCUCAGCAUUUCAUUUAUUGGUUUUAGGGGUGUCUUUAAAACGGCUAGGGGGUUGCGCGAGGCCCCUUUCCGGCAGCGCGGGGAGCAGACAGGCGCCAAGUCCUUUCGAAUCCUCCGCUUUGAAAGAACCCCGAGCGAGCGCAGCGGCGUGCCGGCGUGGGCGCUCCCCUGCCCGCGGCCGCCGCCGCCGCGCUCGGGCCGCCGCGGCUUUUCCAGGCCUUCGAUGCACUUUAUGCCGGGAAGGAGGGCGCCCGUUAGCGCGCGAGGCAGCAGGCGGCCGCCGCGGUGCCUUGGGCUGCGCUUGGCCGCGGGGGCGGCGAGGGGCUGAGCUUUUCUGGGGGCCUCGAGCCCGCAGAGCCGGGGCGGAGGCGAGGGGCAGGGGCAGGCUCGGCCCCGCUGCCCGGCCGGGAGCCGCACGGGCGGCUCGGCCCCCAUCGCCGCCGCGAGCCCUUUCCAGCAGCGCUGCCGGCCGCGGCGCCUCGGGGGCCUCGUCGGACACGUCUUUCCGUUUCUUUUUUUUUUUUUUUGUAAAUGUAGUGGGUCUGUAUAUAGAGGGGGCGAUUCACACUGUGGUUUUAAGCAUGUACUUUAAAAGAGCUAAAAAUCCAAAGAUACUUUGUAAUGAGCUGUAAAGUUUUUAAUUAUUUCUGUACAAUACUAAAUUACCGUACUAUUGUAUGAUACCUGCAGUACCUAAAUAAACAUCUUCUUUAGAGGCGGGCG